Molecule: messenger RNA, 1976 nt
Organism: Biomphalaria glabrata
Lineage: Eukaryota; Metazoa; Mollusca; Gastropoda; Planorbidae
Product: dihydroorotate dehydrogenase (quinone), mitochondrial-like
Exons: 10
Coding region: 127-1488 (453 amino acids)
Biological process (GO): pyrimidine ribonucleotide biosynthetic process; 'de novo' pyrimidine nucleobase biosynthetic process
Cellular component (GO): mitochondrial inner membrane; cytoplasm
Molecular function (GO): dihydroorotate dehydrogenase activity
Source: RefSeq, a predicted model, not a curated record
UCUCCAUAAGAACAUAGAUUUUUUUUUCACAAGUGGCUAAACGCAGUUGGCUAUUGACUGUGAGCCGUAGCAAGGUAUUGACAUUGAAUUACAUAACAGGUUGAGUUAUUUCGCUGUUCACUCAGGAUGAAUGCAGCUGCAAAUGGUUCAAAAUUUUGGGUUCAGCUGAAGGAAGCUGCUGUUAUUGUCAAUGGAGGAAUUAUUUUAUUCGGUGGCAUCAACUUGUACAGAGGCAAUGAAAAGUUCUAUGAAGAAAUUGCUAUGCCUUUGCUUCGGAUAUUUAGCCCAGAGACCGCACAUAACAUCAGCUUAAAACUAAUCAAAUGUAAAUUAGUACCAAAGCCUCAGACUCCAGAUCCACCAUCUCUGAAAACACAAGUAUGGGGCAGAACAUUUCCAAGUAUGAUUGGACUGGCUGCUGGCUAUGACAAGCAAGGUGAAGCAGUUGAUGGCUUGUUCAAAAUGGGGUUUGGUUUUGUUGAAGUAGGAAGUGUCACGCCUGAACCCCAGCCAGGUAAUCCUAAGCCUCGUGUAUUUCGACUUACAGAGGAUAAGGCUGUUAUAAACAGAUAUGGUUUUAACAGUGAAGGACAUGAUGCUGUAUAUAACCGGCUCUAUGCAAGGAAUGUUGAGCAGACUCCAACAGGUUACCCACAGACUUACCUCGGGGAAGAGAGAAACAUGCUGAACAUUGGGUUUUGGACACCAGUGGAAGACAACUCUAGUAAGUUGUUAGAACGUCAGUGGAUAAAAGUGGUCAAAGGAAAUAAACACUUUAAGAGGAAAGAUAAUGGUGUGUUGGGUGUGAACCUUGGCAAAAAUAAACAAACUGAGAAUGCUGUUGAAGAUUACGUGAAAGGUGUUAAAAAGUUUGGUCCCAUUGCUGAUUACCUUGUGAUUAAUGUGUCCAGUCCCAAUACUCCUGGACUCCGAGACAUGCAGAGACAAGAGGAGCUGUCCAGGCUGUUAGAGAAGGUUGUUGAAGAAAGAAACAAGCUGACCUUUAACCCCAAACCCCCCCUUUUGAUCAAAAUUGCGCCAGACCUGAGUGAAGAAGAAAAAAAAGACAUUGCUGAUGUCAUUACAAGACCAAAGAGUCAUGUUGAUGGUCUCAUAGUCAGUAACACCACAGUAGCCAGGCCAGACUCACUGGUCAGUAAAAACAAAGAGGAAGUUGGAGGAUUGAGUGGGGCUCCCCUAAAAGAUAAGUCCUUGGAGACUAUUAGAGACAUGUACAGACUUACUAAUGGUCAAGUGCCUAUUGUGGGUGUUGGUGGUAUCAGUAAUGGCCAAGAUGCAUAUUCUAAGGUGAAGGCCGGUGCAAGUUUGAUACAACUCUACACAGCAUUAAUCUAUCAAGGUCCACCAGUCAUUUCCAAAAUAAAAAGAGAAUUGGAUGAUCUGUUAAGGAAUGAUGGUUACAGUCACAUAUCAGAAGCUGUAGGUGCUGACUUCAAAGCAAGUCUGCAGACCAAAAACAAGCAAUAAAUUUCAAAAUUGCUAUCUUGUGAAUCAUUGGUUAAAGCUUUUUGGUGAAAUGCCUUCAUCAUUGAAGUGAAGGCUGGCAUUAUAACAUAAAAGUUUGAGAUAUAUUUUCAGCCUAUAGAUCUACUUUCUGUAAUUUUAGCAGUUAAGAAAAAUGUUUAUAUGACAUGGUAGUUAAUACUUUCUCAAACACCAGCAAUAAUUAUAUUUGUGAGGAUUAAUUCAGGUCACCUGGCUGUAAGCUGUUGUAAUUGUUGUUACAUUAUUUUGAAUUUACAAGAGAAAUAGUGAGUCCUUGUAAUCACAACAAAUUUCCAUAAGGAUCAAUAAAGCAGUCUUAGUCUUAGCCUAAUGGUAAUUUAACUAACUUGACUGUAUCCCAUGAUUAUUAACUUUCAAUGAUGUCUGGUUUGUUUAUUGUGUAAAUACAAAGCAAUAGUUUUUAUGUACAUAGUGAUUAAUAAAUGAAGUGGUUUUUUUUAAUAACUAGA